CUCAACUCCCAUCUCCAUCGCUCUCUCACAUGCACCAUGCCACCUCUACACAGCCUCUGCCUUUCUCCCAACCCUUCAUGGCCCAAGACCCCAACAAGGCCCACCAUCAAAAUAGCCCCAGCCCACCUCCAGACCCUCCUCCCCCUCCCAGACCAGAGCCUUCCUAUCCAAUUCAAGGAGAAGAUCCUGGCCCUUGAGAUCAUGGGCGUGGACACCGGCCGGGCCCUCGCUGUCAAUCCCACCCUCCAAACAACCCCACUCUCCUCCAUCCACUCCAUCAUCUCCUUCCUCCAAUCCAAGGGCCUCCAUCAAAAGGACAUGGGCCGUAUCUUCGACAUGUGCCCCGCCAUCCUCACCGCCGACGUCGAGCACGACCUCUCCCCCGUCUUCCACUUCCUGUCCCAGGAUCUCCAUGUCCCACAAACCAACUUCAGGAGGCCCAUCAACAAGUGCCCAAGGCUCCUCAUCUCGAGCGUCCGUGACCAGCUAAAGCCGGCUCUGAUAUAUCUUCAACGGCUGGGAAUCAAGGACAUGGAAGGACUUGCUUACAAUGACCCAGUGCUGUUAGUGUCCAGCGUCGAGCGGACGCUGAUGCCCAAGAUGGAGUGUUUGGUGGGCCUGGGGUUUUCAGAAGAGGAGGCGGCGGGGAUGGUGGUGAGGUGUCCAGGGCUAUUCACAUUCAGUGUGGAGAGGAAUCUGAAACCCAAGUUUGAGUAUUAUGUGGGAGAGAUGGAAGGGAGUUUGGAGGAGUUGAAGGGUUUUCCACAGUACUUUGGUUUUAGCUUGGAGAAGAGGAUAAGGCUUAGACAUAGGGAGGGCGUGGAGAGAGGCGUGAAGCUGCCUUUGGGGCUCAUGCUCAAGGCUACUGAUGAGGAAUUUAGGAAGUUGUUAGAGAAGGGGGAAUGAAUGAUCAUAGGGUUUUAAGACUCGAACCCAAUUCAGAUGAGUCAGACUCGGAUUCAGCACUACACAAUUCAGUUAGAUCACACAAAUGGUCCCUGGGUCAGCCCCAACUCAGGUGGAAUGAAUUGAUCUGAAUCUAAAAAUUAUGGAAAUGGAGGAAGGAAUCUCUCUCUCUCUCUCUCUCUAAGGUUGUUGAUUUGUUUUUUUGUUUUUUGUUUUUUUGUUUUGUUUUUUUUAUUUAUUUAUAAAUUUUGUAAAUUGUAAAUAUAGUAUUUUGGUUUUAAGAUUAAGUUAGGAGAUUCAUGGGAUUUUGGGUCUCUCUCCGUCAUGGAAAUUUGGGUGUAAAUGGUCCAGAUUACUCCUAUUAUGUACACAAAGGUCAAUAUCAUCCUUUGGUGGGCCAUCAAAUUUGUAAUAUCUUGUCUUGACGAACAAUCCAUUAUAUUGGUAUUACCAAUCGUCUCUCUCUC
This is a messenger RNA of Magnolia sinica, 1373 nucleotides long. Its product is annotated as transcription termination factor MTEF1, chloroplastic. The record is from RefSeq and is a predicted model, not a curated record. NCBI's taxonomy places the organism in Eukaryota, Viridiplantae, Streptophyta, Magnoliopsida, Magnoliales, Magnoliaceae. Bases 37 to 906 code for a protein of 289 amino acids. Gene Ontology annotation, molecular function: double-stranded DNA binding. The transcript has a single exon. Gene Ontology annotation, biological process: regulation of DNA-templated transcription.